Molecule: messenger RNA, 2938 nt
Organism: Lucilia sericata (common green bottle fly)
Lineage: Eukaryota; Metazoa; Arthropoda; Insecta; Diptera; Calliphoridae
Gene: hrm
Product: monocarboxylate transporter 13
Exons: 6
Coding region: 337-2331 (664 amino acids)
Biological process (GO): monocarboxylic acid transport; transmembrane transport
Molecular function (GO): monocarboxylic acid transmembrane transporter activity
Source: RefSeq, a predicted model, not a curated record
AAAAAAAAUGUGAAAACAACAAUAAAAAAUUGCUAAAUCAAAAAAUCCAAAAUUUUCAUUUACACAAACAAUGAAAAAAAGAUCUUUUUGUGAUAAAGUGCGUGAUGACAACAGAGAGUGACAAUUGCUAUUAUACAAGGAAACGGAUCGGUUGCUGUUUCGUUUAUUUUUUUUUAAUUUAAUUACUGCAUAUUAAUUAUUAAUUUCAUUUCGUGCAAAGAAAACUAUAGCAAAAAUACCGCUGUCAUUGUAUGGAAAUUCCUUCGGCCAAAUUGUCAUGUAACAAUUGAAAAUCGGUGCUUAAUCGGAAUUAUUAUUUAAAUUAAAUUUAAGAUUAUGGAUAAGGACAAAGUUAUAAGUAAGAAACAAAGUUCCGUAAAUAAAAAACAUAAAGUAAAUGGCGCAAAUGAUACAUGUGAUAAAACUACAAGUCUAUUGAAUUCUAAAGGCGAUGGUAUUGAAUAUGAUUUAGUACCUCCUGAUGGCGGCUGGGGUUGGCUUGUAUUGGCUGGUUCGAUGAUGGUCAAUAUUUUAAUACCUGGUACUAUAAAAAGUUUUGGUGUCCUUUUUGUAGAGUUUUUGGAAGCAUUUAAAGCAUCGCCAGCAGCAGCUGCAUGGAUUCCAGCAUUAUGUUAUUUUUUGUAUAGUUCUUUGGGCCCCGUUUCUAGUAUUCUUUCGGUAAAAUAUUCGUUCAGAACAGUAACGAUAUUAGGAGGUGCUUCUGCCGCGCUUGGCAUGAUAAUAUCAUUCUGGGCAUCAUCUGUGGCUUACUUAUAUUUAAGCUAUGGAGUUUUGGUUGGCAUUGGGGCAGGCCUGUCAUUUCCACCAACAGUGUAUAUUGUAACAUCUUACUUUGUUAAACUUCGUGGUCUUGCUAACGGACUUUGCAUAUCCGGUAGUGCAUUGGGCUCUAUUAUUUUACCACCAGUUUUAAGAUGGCUUUUGGAAACGUACGGAUACAGAGGCUCUGUUCUCAUCAUGGGUGGCAUUACUCUGAACGUUUUUGUGGCAGCCAUAUUCUAUGAACCAGUCGAACAACAUAUGGUGCGUGUUCCCAGAGUCAAGAAAACGUUGGAUGACAUUGAAGAGGAGGAUAUAGGAAUAGUACUUAAAUUUGAGACGGUCGAUGAGACGAAUGGAGAGGCAGACAUAAUGCACAACGAUAGCACAGUCAAUAAACAAAUUAUACCACAAAAUUCACCGCCAAUGCAAUAUCCAGAUUUACACAAUUACAAUUUAGAUGGGGACGAUCCACAAUUUGUUAGAAGUGCUUCAGCAACUGUGGUACAAAAUUUUGGUAAAACUCAAGAUGAAUUUAAUAGUUCAUCUUCGUCUCGCAUACGAAAAGUUAGCACACCAGUACGACUGCCACAAAGAAAUCAAACAUUCACUCCAGGCCAAUUGAAUUCACAAUCUUCAUUAUAUGCUGUACCAGAAGCUGGACGUUCCAGUCAUAAACUAGAACGUCUUCAUGCUUUGAGAAAUAACUCGAAAAAUCGCCUUUCUCGUCGAUCUCCGUCGACCAGUAGUUUCCAGUAUAUAAGUACGCCUUAUCACGGCAGUACACUAUCUUUUCAGCCAAAAGAAUUUUCUUCGCAUCUUUCUUUGAGAUCAGUGGCAAGUGGUUCUGGUGUGAAUGCAAAUGUUAGUAAUGGAAUGUUGGAUAGUACUGGAAAUAUUGACCAGGAAUCUGAUGCUGGUAAACGCACAAAGUUCUUUGACCUAAGCCUCUUAAAGGAUCCCACAUACUUGGUAAUACUGAUAUCAAAUUCCACGAAUGCUAUCGGUUAUACCAAUUUUAUAAUUCUUCUGCCGGCUUAUGGAAUUGCACUAGGUUUUGACAAGUCUUUAGCUGCUUAUCUAAUUUCGAUUGUCUCGGCAACUGACCUUAUUGGACGCAUUGGCGGUUCAGCAUUAUCAGAUUUGGGUUUCAUACCAAAGACUUGGUAUUUUAUAGGCGGCUUAGCAAUUUCAGGCAUAAGUUUAGCUGUAUUACCAUUCUCAACAAGUUACAGAAUGGUCAGUUUUUGGUGUGCCGUUUUUGGAUUGGCUUCAGGGGUUUAUGUUGGCAUUACUGCGGUAAUAAUGGCAGAUAUGCUCGGAACAGAACGUCUAACAUCAUCGUAUGGCAUAAGUUUAUUUGUAAAUGGUAUUUUACAACUAGUAGGCCCACCCUUGUGUGGUCUUUGGUUCGAAGCAGUUAAUACAUACAGCCCCCUAUUUCAUACUCUCGGUCUUAUUCUUCUUGCUGGAGCAAGUCUUUGGAGCUUUAUGCCAUUCAUUAAUAGGCGCAAAUCGAAAGAAGAAAAUUAUGAAGAAGAUUUGCAAUAAAUUACUAAGCUAUUUAGCAAUAUUAAUAGUCUUCAAAACUACAAGAACAGGGCAUAAUAUUUAUUAUAUUUUUUAUAUUAUUUUCUCUUAUUCUAUCUCUCUUUUCCUAUAUUAUGAUGGUAUAAUCAUUGUAAGAAAAUCAUAUGUACGUACAUAGUACAUAUUAUGCAGGAUUUACGCAAUUUAUUUCUUUUGAUGUUUCCUUCAAAAGUACACCAACAAAGCUUAAUGAAUUCUAAGUCAUAUACAAAUAGUGUAUAUUUAUUAUAUAUGAGAUUUAAUGACUUUAUGUCCAUCAACGUACUUAUUAAUGUAAAAACAGACAUGAAAAGUUUAAUUAAAUGAAACAACAAUUCGAUUACUUACAGUUUAUAAAAGAUAUGUCGUCUGUUUCUAUAUCUUUAGGCAAUUUUUACUUAGUUUUUUUCUAUCGAUAUAUAUAUAUAAUAUUUCAAUAUGUAAGUAAAUGAUUUUCUAUAGUAUUAUAUCAUCAAAUUGUUUGUUUUUAGUACUAUAUGUAGUGUAUAGUGAUUGUCUCCAUGUAAAUUAAAUUUAGCCUAAGUUCAAAUAGUAAAUAAAAAUUUUGUAUACAUACUAAUAACAAAAA